AUGGCGACUUCUUUUUCUUCAACAUUUUCAGUCACGGGCUUGAAGAAGCUCACCUUCUCAGAUCAGUUCAUAUCCUCUGCCCGGACAAAGAUUGCGUCCCCAUUCGGUUUAGGCGUUGUGUUCUCUUUCAUUUUCCUCACCGUAAUUUUGUUCAGUUUCUCAUCCAAAGGUCCAGAUUUUAGCCCUCUGUUUCAAGGGCUCUACAGUUUUGCUUCACAAAAUAACAAUAGUUCUUCUCUUUCUUCACCCUUUGGGUCUCCACAGAGCCCUGUGAACGCUUCCCUUGAGGCAAAUGCUAAAGGAAGUGAUAGAAUUGUAGAUUCAGUUGAUGAAAACGAGGAUCUUGAGGGUGCCCACUUGGGAAAUGAGACUGAAUAUAAUAAAAAUGGAAGCUUUGUUGUUGUUGAAGAUGGAGGGAAAGUGGUGAAAAGGGGUGAAGAUGUGAGUGGUUUUCGUAGUGAUGUGAAAAAUGAAAGUGUUAGUGGCAAAAGUGAACAUGGUCGAGAGGAUUGUGUUGGGGGUGUUGGGCACGGUAAUCGAUCGUGUGGAGCCGAAGUUGCUGAACUUGCAGAUACUAAUGGUGAUUUGAGGAGUAAUGGGACAAAGGGUUUUUCUGCAAGUAGUAGAUCUUUCAAGAACUGUGAUGUUUUCGAUGGAAGAUGGGUGAGAGAUGAUACAAUGCCGUAUUACCCACCGGGUUCAUGUCCGUAUAUCGACAGGGAUUUUGAUUGCCAUGCAAAUGGGAGGCCAGAUGAUGAGUAUGUAAGAUGGAGAUGGCAGCCGUAUGAUUGUGAAAUCCCGAGGUUCAAUGCAACUGAUUUUCUUGAGAGGCUGAGAGGAAAAAAGUUGGUGUUUGUUGGGGACUCUCUAAAUAGGAACAUGUGGGAGUCACUCGUUUGUGCCCUCCGCCAUGGCGUUGAGGACAAAACCCGAGUUUAUGAGAUUUCAGGAAGACAUGAAUUCAAGAAGAAAGGAUUUUAUGCCUUCAGGUUCGAGGAUUAUGACUGCUCGGUGGACUUUGUUAGUUCUCCUUUUCUUGUAAAGGAAUCAACUUACAGUGGGAAAAAUGGCUCGUUUGAUACCCUCAGAUUGGAUUUGAUGGAUAAUACCACUUCCAUGUACCACGAUGCAGAUGUUAUAAUUUUCAAUACCGGGCAUUGGUGGACUCAUGAAAAAACCUCACGCGGUGAAGACUAUUACCAAGAAGGUAACUAUGUUCACCCAAGACUUAAAGUUUUGGAAGCAUUCAAGCGAGCACUUGCCACUUGGGCUCGUUGGGUCGAUAAAAAUAUCGACGUUAACAAAACUGAAGUUAUUUUCAGAGGAUAUUCGGUCACGCAUUUUAGGGGCGGACCUUGGAACUCGGGAGGCCAAUGCCACAAGGAAACGGAGCCGAUAUUCAACGAGACUCACUUGGUAAACUACCCCUCGAAAAUGAAGAUAUUGGAGUACGUGCUAAAGGGUAUGAAAACUCCAGUCACGUAUCUCAACAUAAGCCGUCUCACAGACUACAGGAAAGACGGGCACCCCUCGAUUUACAGGCCGGACUACCAAGCAGCUCAGCAAGAAAUACAUGCACAAGACUGCAGCCAUUGGUGCCUGCCGGGCGUGCCCGAUACUUGGAACGACUUGCUUUAUGUGUCUCUGUUAAAGCGGGGUCAAUGCUCUUGGAGGAAUUGA
Molecule: messenger RNA, 1680 nt
Organism: Striga hermonthica
Lineage: Eukaryota; Viridiplantae; Streptophyta; Magnoliopsida; Lamiales; Orobanchaceae
Source: the annotation of a GenBank genome assembly